Messenger RNA from Suillus plorans, 818 nucleotides. RefSeq names its product microtubule-associated protein CRIPT-domain-containing protein. Gene Ontology annotation, biological process: cytoplasmic microtubule organization. The transcript has 5 exons. Gene Ontology annotation, molecular function: microtubule binding. The annotation marks the transcript as partial. Lineage: Eukaryota; Fungi; Basidiomycota; Agaricomycetes; Boletales; Suillaceae. The record is from RefSeq and is a predicted model, not a curated record.
ACAUGAUUACUAAUGUAUUACUAAUCAUUAGGCUAUCCUUUGCUCGGUCAUCCUGUCCAACGACUCGGACAUCCAUGGUCUGCAAGAAGUGUGAAUCAAAACUGUCCAAGGUUGCCGCUCCAGAUCCGUUCACCUCCACAUCUCAAAGUGUAAAGGAUGGAUCACGAAGAGUAGGCGAGAACAAGCUACUAAGCCGACCUGGGAGCUCGAAGAACAGGUUUCAGCCGUAUCAAAGCAAAUGCAAGGAUUGUAAGCAGCCUGUGACGCAAAAUAAAGCAAAGUAUUGCCAUGGUUGUGCAUAUAAGAAAGGUCUCUGCUCUAUCUGCGGCAAACAAAUAUUGGAUACGACUGGGUAUGUGAUGUCUAGCAAGUAAUUGAAAUCCGGUGUGUUGUACUACAAGAUACCAUUGUAAUAUGAUCUUUAACAAUAAUGUCGCACCUGGUGUUUUGAACGUGAGCGCAAGGGUCAAUUCAGGACUAUCAAGGAGGUGCUAGCUAUCAUGAUUCACGCACAUCCUGCCCUAUAUACUUCUCAUAUGGGGUCAGUCGCAGCCCACGCUUGAUUCCAGAGCCCAGCUCAUCUCAGCCGAUGACGCAGAGGCUGCAUCUGGACGAAAAGGACCCCGCUGGAGUGAAUCAGCAGCAUUGUUGCACGUUCAAGUUGUUCGCCAACGUCCUGCAGAUUUCAUUCUAGAACAUCGUGUUUACAACACUAUUGAAAUGUCUGGUCGGGCACGUUUCAGAAGGGUCAGUUGUAAGCUUCACUUGUACUAAUCCUAGGAAACCUGAUUGUCGAUGGCAUUUCAAUUGUCCUGCGU